This is a messenger RNA of Adineta ricciae, 2190 nucleotides long. The record is from the annotation of a GenBank genome assembly. Lineage: Eukaryota; Metazoa; Rotifera; Eurotatoria; Adinetida; Adinetidae.
AUGCCUGAACGACCAUUCGACAGUGAAAAUGCGCGUAAGAAACAACAUGCAGAACAGUCAAACAAUGAACUCGACGAAAAUUCACCAACGAAUAACAAUGAACAAUCGGGUGAUGAAGAAGAUGACGACGAAAAUCAAAUUAAGGGAAAUGAAGAAGAAGAUUAUCAAGAGGAUGACGAUGAAGAAACACCUGAUUUUACUGAUGAUGAAUACGGAUCCGAGUUUACCGAUGAUUAUCUCUGCCCGGAAUUGAUGGCCGAACGUCCACAAGAACAUGAAAGUCUCAAUAAUGUUAUCAUUGUUGAUAAUUUACCGAAAGUUGAUCCAGCUAAAUUGGAAAAAUUAAAAGAAGUUAUAUCAAAAGUCUACAAUAAAUUCGGCGUAUGUCGUAAUGUAUAUUAUCCAUUGGAUAAAGACGGAAAAACAAAAGGUUACGGAUUUUUUGAAUUUCAAAAUGAACAGAUGGCUUUGGAAGCAGUCAAGCAAACGGAUGGUUAUCGUUUAGAUAAAAAUCACACAUUCUCUGUUACUUUGAUGUCGGAAUUCGAACGAUUAACACAAGUUCCAUCGGAAGCAACUGAUAUUGGUAAUCUUUUAUCAUGGUUAACCGAACCUGAUGCUGUCGACCAAUUUGCUGUACAAUCGGAUGAUCCGAAAAAGACCAUGAUCUAUUCGAAUGCUUUGUCACAACCUAUUCUUCUUGAAGAACGCAGUAAAUGGACAGAGACCGAUUUCGUAUGGUCACCAAAGGGUACAUAUUUAGCAUCAUUUCACGAGAAAGGUAUUGCUCUUUGGGGUGGAAAAGAAUUUCGUCAAGUACAACGCUUUGCCCACACCGGUGGUGUUCAACAUAUUGAUUUCUCACCAUGUGAACGGUACUUGGUGACAACUUCUGCACGACCAGGAAAUUCCGAAGCAUUCAUCAUCUGGGAUGUGAUCACUGGACAAAAGAAACGUUCGUUUCCAGUUGAACAAGGUUCACCUUAUUUCAAAUGGUCAUUUCAAGAUAACUAUUUCGCUAGACAAGGUCCAGAUGGUAUCUAUAUGUACGAUACUGAGAGUUUCCAAUUGGUCGACAAGAAGCCCUUCCGAAUUCCGUUAUUAGCUGAUUUUGAAUGGUCACCAACGGAUGAUCAUAUCGCCUAUUGGACAGCGGAAGAAGGCAAUGUGGCAGCACGUUUAGUACUUGCCAAAGUGAAAGAUGCUAAAUUGGAGGAAAUUCGAUCGAAAACACUGUUCAAUGUUAUCGAUUGUAAGUUAGCUUGGCAAAAACGCGGUGAUUAUCUUGUAGUCAAAGUUGAUCGAUACACAAAGAAGAGCGGUGAAAAAAAUAAUAUAAAAUAUUCAGGCUUAAUCUAUAACUUUGAAAUUUUUCACAUGCGUGAAAGAAAUAUUCCUUUGGAUACAUUGGAAGUAAAAGAAACAAUUCAAUCCUUUGCUGUUGAACCGGUUGGACAUAAAUUAAUUGUCAUCUCAGGUGAAGGUGUACGAACGAAUGUUACAUUCUACAAAAUGGGUCAAGGACAAAAGAGUGGAAAGAUCGAAGCUCUUAAAGUUAUCGCACAACCAAUCACCAAGGCUUUUUGGGCACCCAAUGGACAAUAUGUCGUUCUAGCCGCUUUGAGAGUUGGUUCAUCACCUGGUGGAUUGUUGGUAUUUGUUGACACCAAUGAUAUGUCUAUAAUGCCAAAACAAGAACAUCCCGAUCUAUCUGAAGUCGAAUGGGAUCCAACAGGACGUUAUGUAACAUCAGUUGUUCACUGCCGUAGCGGUGUUAAACGUGACUACUCAUUCAAAAUUUGGACAUUCCAAGGUAACUUGGUGUUCGAAAAGACUGUUGAACGAUUGGCCGCAUUCCAUUGGCGUCCUCGCCCAGCUUCCCUCUUAAAUGACGAAGGAAUUAAGAAAGUUCGACAGAAUCGAAAUGUAUGGACGCCGAAGUUCGAUCAACGCGAUCGUAUUUUACGUACCGGUGAAUCGGCUAAACAACAAGAACAACGACGCAGACAAUUGGAUGAGUUCCAGAAAAUCAAAGAGAAAAAUGCCAAACGGUUGGCCAUCCAAAAACAACAACGCUUGGAUCUCCGUGGUGGUAUCGAUACAGAUUCCCUUUUUGAAAAUCAAUCAAACGCUGGCGAAGAAGUUGUGGAAUUUCUCAUCAAAACCGAAGAAGUUGAAUACAAACCGUAG